UUUGUUUUUUGUUUUAAAUAAAUUUUUUAAGCUGUAUUUUAUUUUUCUUUGACCAGUUUUUAAUAAAACCGCGUUUCAACACAGUCCCCUGUUUCAAUUCAAAGUCAUUACCUUUGAUUUUCGCAACCCAUCCAGAUUUUCUCUUCUCUUCUUUUCUUCUCCAUAUUUGCUCUUGUGCUCCUCAUUAAUGUCAUUAAAUCAGAUUGAUUCACAUCAACGACUCAGCUCACUUUUUCCCGGCUUUUCACUUCUCUCUAAUUUAACUUUUUCCUCUUUUGGGUUCCUCCUUUUAUUGCUAACUUCUUUUUCUUCAAGUGAAAAAUCCAACUUAUAUUUCUUGUUUUCUCUUAUAUUCCAGUUUUGAUUCGGGUUUCAGAUUGAUUCUCUUGUUUUCUCUUUUCUGGGUCUGGGGUUAAACUUUUGUAUUUUCAUGUAGGAUUUUCUCUGCAACCAAACAGGAAGAGAUUGCUGAUAUGUUAACCAGGUUUUCUCUUAUUCUCAUUUUGGCCUUUCUCUCGGUUUUUUCUGGAGGUUUAGAAGUAGUCGCAGGAAGCCAUGAUCACUCCGAAAAUCUCAAAUCCAAUACAUCAACUCUUCCGGGCAUAGAAUUUCCCGACCACAUGAGCUUCAAUGCGGUUUCCUCUUCACCCCCUAAUGAUUGCAGCUUCCCAUCAACAAAGAAAGUGAAGACGUCGGAUAGACAGGAAGAAGACGAGUAUCUCAGCGAUGAUGAUGGCGAAAAAGAAGAAGGAUAUAAGAGAGAUAAACAUAAGGUGAAGCUUCAUCUGAAGCGCCGGUCAACGGGUAAAGAAUCAGAGCCUGGAAAAUCUGUGGCCGAGUUCAAGGUAAGGGACUUGACAAGAAUUCAAACACUCCAUACAAGGGUGACAGAGAAGAAGAACCAGAACACCAUUUCAAGGUUGAAGAAAACCAUGGAGGAAUCAAAGAAGAAAAAAAAGAAGAUUGAAAUGAAUGUAGUCCCACCGGCUGCAUCGCCGGAGUCGUAUUCAACCGGGCUUUCUGGGCAGCUAGUGGCGACUUUAGAAUCAGGGGUGAGUCUCGGAUCAGGAGAAUACUUUAUCGAUGUGUUUGUGGGUACACCUCCAAAACAUUUCUCUUUGAUUCUUGACACUGGUAGUGAUCUAAACUGGAUUCAAUGUGUCCCUUGUUACGAUUGUUUCGAGCAAAAUGGACCUUAUUAUGAUCCUAAAGAGUCUUCUUCUUUCAAGAAGAUAACUUGCAAUGAUCCAAGAUGCCAGUUGGUUUCAUCCCCUGAUCCUCCUCAACCUUGCAAAGCUGAGAACCAAACAUGCCCUUAUUACUAUUGGUAUGGAGAUAGUUCCAACACUACUGGAGAUUUCUCAGUCGAAACCUUCCGUGUUAAUCUGAGCAGGGCUGAUGGAAGAUCAGAAUUUAAGCGUGUAGAGAAUGUGAUGUUCGGUUGUGGUCACUGGAAUAGGGGUCUUUUCCAUGGAGCUGCAGGUCUAUUAGGACUUGGAAGAGGGCCUUUAUCAUUUUCUUCUCAGCUGCAAUCUGUGUACGGUCAAUCCUUCUCCUACUGCCUUGUAGACAGAAACAGUGAGAGUAAUGUUAGCAGCAAGUUGAUAUUUGGGGAGGACAAGGAUCUUUUGACCCACCCAGAUCUAAAUUUCACAGCUUUAGUCAAUGGUAAACAGAAUGCAGUAGAUACAUUUUACUACCUGCAGAUAAAAUCAAUAAAGGUUGGAGGUGAGAUGGUGAACAUCCCAGAGGGGACAUGGAAUUUGUCUGAAGAUGGAGGUGGGGGAACAAUCAUUGAUUCAGGAACAACUCUAAGUUACUUUGCAGAACCUGCAUAUGAGAUUAUAAAGAAAGAAUUUGUGAAGAAAGUGAAAGGGUACAGGGUUAUAAAAGAUUUCCCAUUGUUGGAUCCAUGUUACAAUGUGUCUGGAGUUGAGAAAAUGGAGUUGCCUGAAUUUGGGAUUGUUUUCUCAGAUGGAGCAGAGUGGAAUUUCCCAGUUGAGAAUUACUUUAUCUGGCUGGAAGAAGAUGUGGUUUGUUUGGCAAUUCUGGGGACUCCAAGAUCAGCUCUUUCCAUAAUUGGGAAUUAUCAGCAGCAGAAUUUUCAUAUAUUGUAUGAUAUUAAUAACUCCAGGCUGGGAUAUGCGCCAAUGAGCUGUGCUCAGGUUUAACCCCAACCCACCACCACUCAUGCCUCACCUGGAUAUAUAUAUAUUUUUUUUACAUUUUCGUCUAAAGAACAUUUGACAUACAAGAAAUUCAUUUUUUUUAUUUAUUAAAAGUAAAACAUAUUCUACGAUUGAUGUAAUAAUGAUUUUUGUUUAUAAGAAUAUACCAACGUGGAUCUAUGGAGAUGUGUAUAAA
This is a messenger RNA of Carica papaya (papaya), 2364 nucleotides long. RefSeq names its product aspartyl protease family protein 2-like. The record is from RefSeq and is a predicted model, not a curated record. Gene Ontology annotation, molecular function: aspartic-type endopeptidase activity. Lineage: Eukaryota; Viridiplantae; Streptophyta; Magnoliopsida; Brassicales; Caricaceae. Gene Ontology annotation, biological process: proteolysis.